Molecule: messenger RNA, 10600 nt
Organism: Anopheles stephensi (Asian malaria mosquito)
Lineage: Eukaryota; Metazoa; Arthropoda; Insecta; Diptera; Culicidae
Exons: 4
Coding region: 1661-7939 (2092 amino acids)
Biological process (GO): mRNA 3'-end processing
Cellular component (GO): RNA polymerase II, holoenzyme
Molecular function (GO): RNA polymerase II complex binding
Source: RefSeq, a predicted model, not a curated record
CGCGGCCCUUGUGUCAGUUUUGUUUCUACGCAGCACUGGCAAGCACGGUGUGUGGUGCCAUGCCGUGGCCAUGCGAAUGCCGUGGCCCGUAUGCGAAGUGCUCGAUUUUUUAACGUCGUUUUUCGUUCGAAUAAGUGCGCGCCAACCGACGGUCUCAAAACCAGCCGUACUUUGAUUGUGUUCGUGUGCGGAAAACCGGUGCCGAAAACGAAAAAUCUUUCCAGACGGUUAACGGAAAAAACGAAAAGAUUUUUUUUUUUUUUUAUUCAUAAAGAACGGCCUGGCCGUAUUGCUAAACGAAAAGAUUGUUUACUGUGAAUUUCUACUGUGCGUUAAGUUGUGUAAAAAGAAAAAGUUAAAAGUAUCGUUUUCCACCACCCGGUCGGUGUAUACAUAUCAGGAGAGCAGAGGUAAAGUGUGUAGAAAGGAAAAAUCAGUGGCUGUUUGAAUUUCCCCGGGAUCACACCAAUCCCGGGACCGCCACUUGAAGCGUGCUCAAGUGGAGAAGCAAACGGCCACAGAAAAAUCAACCCGGCCCCGGCAGUCUAGUGCCGAUAGCCGUUUAAAAAGGACAUUAAAGAAGUGAACGUCGGCAGAAGAAAAGUGAGAAGAAAAAUCAAUGAAAAAAAUGUGAAAUUUUCCACGAAAAUGAUGAUCCGUUACUGUAAUCGAUAGCGACAUUAAAAGUUUGGUGACGGAAAAUUCAAAGCGGUAAAAUCAUAACUUUUCCUCUCAGUAGUCAGAUCAGCAAAAAAAAGGAAGGGAGAAAGAAAAAUCUGGAAAAGCUGGCGGGCUUUUCCACGCGUCCCCUAGCGCAACCGGAAACACAUGCUGGAGCCGAUUCAAACCGAGCAGUUUAAAGUGCCUUUCGUUGGUGGUAGUUAGUUUUCCUCGGCGGGCUCGGCGCAUUUUUCCUUCGCAGAGCAGAAGAUCGAGAGAGAGCGAGAGAGAGAGAGAGAGAAAGCAAUCAACCGUUUUCAUCUUACACUAGUGUUGGUGGUUUGUUUUCACUUUUCACGUAGCGUUGUGUAUACGCGCGCGCCACAUUUCCUUCUGUCGGUUGGAAAGCUGCCCUAGUGUGUGUGUAUCGCUUAGUGAGUGCCUUUUUCGCGCGAGUUUUUCCGUGCGUGCGUGCGUGUGUUGUUUGGUUGCUGCCGUGUUGUUUGUGUGUCGCUCAUCGCAACAGAACGGGUCACCGUAACGCAACGUCGUUCCGUGUCGCAAACGCGCGCUCAGUCUUCAGCGUGUGUCGUGGCGUGUUUAUCGUGGCGCGCUCCCUACGCCGAAAUCGCGAUCGGAAAAUCAACUUAACGACGGUUGUAUCCGGAAAACGAAGCAAGAGAAAAAGGCGUGAAAAGCGGGUUUUGUGUUUGUGUGUGGUGUGAGAGUGUGUCCCCGUACGGUGGAAAAAAAAGAACGCGUAGUGAAAUAGUGAAAGACGAGCGACUGAACGAGAAGUGUCAAAACCGGGUUUGACAGCUGCUGGCGGUAAACUGGAGCGUAGUAGACUGCUGCUACUAGCACAAAAAGAGAUUCUGAGGACAUUUCGACUUCGUGGCAGCUUUUGCGAUAUCAACCGCGUCAAACAAAACCAGCUCCAGCGCCCUCACACUGUAUCAGAUGAAUCGCUAGGCACAGUGGCGUCCUCCGUACACCGACAAUGGAACAUCAUGGUGGACUGUUUGCGGACAUUUCGAACAGUUUCCCGGGCGCCAGCGGCCUGCCGACCACCAAUGUGAAGUACCACCUUCACAACCCUCCCCAGAUCCCACCGCAACCCCCUCCGCCUCCAGUGCCUCCCUUCGGGUCCUCUCGGCAGUACCACCAGUACCAACACCAACACCACAAUUCCCAGCAGCAGCAGCAGACGCUCAACGUCCAUCUGCAGAAUUCGACCUCAUCGCAACAGACUCCGGCACAGUCAGUCGUUGUUGGCGGGUACGGACAGCAGAGUCAUGUUAUACAGCAGUCACAGCAGCAGCAGCAGCAACAGCAACACCAACAACCUGAUCUACAGACCUCAUCAACCCAACGGCAGCAUCAUCUGGAGAGUCUGCAUCAGACACUAGGUGGAGGUAGUGGAGGACUCUACCCGGACAGCAGCGCGACCGGUCUUUUCGACACCGGUAGUACCAACACAGCUUCUUCGCUCUGCGCCAACAGUAGCUCCGGGUCUGGUAAUAGUGGUAGCAACGGUAGCAGCAACAACGCAGGAGCAGCUAGCAGCAACAGUAGCUACAGCUCGAGCAUCACCAACAGCUCGCGCAAGUUCGAAACCAACACCGGGGACAGCAUUACGUACAACAUCAACAACAUCAACACCAACAUAGUGAACAACAUCAGCAGCGGUCAGGGAGCUCCUCCAGCCAUUGCGGCCAUUACGAAUGGUGGUGACUUUCUCGCUGGAGUAGCAGCGUCCACCCCGCAGUACGGCACCGGCAGUGGCUCCACGAUCGCAGUGAACGGUGCUGGUGGUGGUGUUGGUGGCGCACAGCAAGCUGCCAGCAAUCCUACCAUCAUAAACAUUAGCAAUAACAAUCACAACAUUAUGGCACCGCCGUACCCGUACCAUGGUCCACCGCAGUAUCAACCGAAGAUGGGUGGCAGCGGAGGUUCAACGGCGUACAAGGAGAUGAGCGGGAAGUAUGGGUCAAUAGGCGCGGCCGGAAGUGGAACGGGCGGUGCGGCAGGUAGUUGGGCUGAGUAUGCAUCCCACCAUCACCAUCACGAAGCGACGGUGAUCGGGAACUUUGAGGCGAAGAACCCGAACAAGUACCAUCACACAGUGUCCGGUGCGACGACCGCCGCGACUGGCUCACGCAUGUCCGGAGGCUAUCGAUACGCCUCCGGUGGGUCUGAUUACGUAUCCCAACCCAGCGCGACGGCUCACUACGGUGGACCCUCGCACACUGGUGGAGGUGGAGCUGGUUAUGGGCUUUACCAUCCUGACGGAGUGCAGGCGACACCGAUACAGCAAUCCCAAGCGACAGGUGCUCCUGGGACACAUCCGGGAUACGAAGCGUAUCCGCACAUCGUGCGCAACAAGUACUCUGGUGCGGGACCUCCACCAGGAAUGCAUGUGUCGAGCGGAUCCCGGGUGGCUCCCUCGCAUGCCGAUCUCAUGUACAACGAACGAUCUCAACGAUACGUCAGUAGCUACGGCGCCGGCAAUACCUACAUGCCUUCGACCGGUGCUGGACCAGCUGGUGCGGGGAGUGCUGGAACUGGUGCGACCGGAACAGGUACGGCUUACUACACCCAGAUGGGUCCGGCGAAAGGUAUGAUGAAUCCUGGUAUGGAGUACUACGGUACGACCUACACCAAACAGCUAUCUGGCUCGCACUCACACCACACCCCCAACAAUCCUUACAUCCCACCGAAUCGGAUGGCGUACGCGAGUCAGACAGGUGCCGGAUACCACCCGCACCCGUCCCAUCCUGCCCAUCAUCAUGUGCCACAUGCGCAUCAUAAGAGUGCCGUCACAGGAUACGGGUAUACGAGCGCCAAUGGGUCCGUCUCAUCGUACGACGACCCUUACCAUCAGCGGUCGAUGAGUGGACGAGUGCCGUUGCCUCAUCCAUACACCACCGAUCCACACCAUCUACAGAGUGCUGCGGGAGCGACACCUUAUGGUGCAACCGGUGCCGGUAGCUACCACCAUCAAGUGCAAGGACCAAUGGGAUAUCCCAAUCCCAAGUUGACAUUUAACAAAAACCUCAACGAUUUCUACACACCGAAUGUGACGACGAGUAGCGUUCCUCAGCAUUACGCUGCUGGACAUCCGGGAUCGAUACAACCGGCCGGUCUGACGCACUCGGGACACUACGCCAUGAAGUAUGCUUCGCAACCGGUAGUACAGCCACAGAAGCACUCGAGCAUAAACGGAGGUACGGCAAUGGGCCCUGCAGGUGUUCCGGCGUCCUUGGGCCAGCAGAGCCGGAAAUCGUCCAGCUGUUUCUACGAUACACCGAGCCCGGUUAUUGACAUCAAUCAUCCACUGAUCGACCUGGAGGAGCAGAUCAACAGUGUGAAGAUUCUCAAGAGUGGUCCGUCACCGAUGGCUGCCGGACAGGGGUCGAUGUACGAUACGAACCAUCCGCUCAACUACGACUGUCAGCAGAUGUAUCUGAAGAACCGGUACAUGCACUCGAAACCGGUUCAACCGGUCCCGAGCAGCACCACCAAUCCCGUCGGAUACGGUAGUGGACAAUCGAUCUCUACCGGCGAACAGCACCUUCAUCAUCCUCACCAGCGUCAUCAGCUUCACCAUCACCAACCGCAUCCGGAGGUGGUGGGAGCUUACGGUGGCUAUGCUACGAUGGAAGAUCUUGGACUAGAGCCGCGUAGCUUCGCGUUGGAUGAGAACCUGAAGGACAAGAGCUUGCGCGACUAUCUGACGAGCUGGAGCGAGAUGGAAGAGGAAGAAGGAGGUGGUGGUACGGGUGUUGCUGCGAAGGCUUCGAAGGAAACGAACAACAACUUGGCUGCACAUCAGAACUACGAGUCCUGCAAGUAUAUCGGUCAGCUUCAACCGUCACUGGAAACAACCCCAACAGUGUCGGAAGAAGUUCCGGUAACACCACAACAGGCAGUUACUGAAGACGUAACAGUAAAAGGUAGUCCGGAAGCUAUUGCGGAAGAUCCUUCUCCAUCACCACCGUUAACAGCACCAGCAGUAGCAGCAACAGCAGUACCCCCUGUUACUGGACACACAGGAGUAAUAGUCGCGAAUGUACAAAGCAACGGUAACCUACCAGAUAUUCUGGUGGACAUUGAGAAGCCCGCAAAAUCGGAAGAAACCGGUAAGGAUGGUGAGAAGCUGUACAUCCUCGAGACGUACGAUGUGCCACAGAGCGAGCUAAACAAGUACAAGCAUCUGAGCGUGAUCAACGAGCUGCCGAAGAACGUGGUACCCAUCAACGAUAGUGCCGAUUCCCUUAAGUUCCUCGAGGAGAUCGAAUCCAACCGUGAGAAGUACUACCAGACGGAGCUCGAGUCGGAGGUAGUGUAUGAGGAGAAGGAAAGGGAGAAAGAGAAGGAGGAGAUGGUGGAAGAGGACAAAGCAGUGGUAGACGUGAAGGAAGCGUUACCUGAGCAGAAAUCGGUCAUCCAACAGCCAAAGCACGAAACCGAAGCUUCACGAGUGGAAAACAUCGACGAACACGUUGAUGAUCUUCAGAGUGAAGAUAUCAAACCUUCAAAGGAGGAAGUUGUGGAGAAAUCGCCCGAAUGUAAGCCUGAAGAUCUAUCUCAAUCAAAGAUUAAGGAGGAGAUCAAACAAGCUCCCGAAACGAUCGAGCAAAAGAAAGAAGUCCUCGCCGAAGAUCACAUCGAAGCGGAAGUAAAGUGCGACACCACUGAGCCAAUCCCACCCGAAGCUACACCAAAAGACUCUUCGUCUGCCGACGAGGAAGCAUCCUUCAAGGUGCCCCGUUGUUUCCCGAAGUACCGGAAACGACGCUUCUACGACUACGAUAUGCCCCGGUUCCCGAAGAAGGCGCGUCGCUCCAGCAUCGAAGAGUUUAUCAAUUGUGAUAUACCGAAAUUCAAAGUACAAACUGUCAAACGUAGCCCCAAAAGUCUGCUGAAUCUGUUGGUAGACACGCUCAACUCGAAACCGUUCCGUCGGUGGGCUAAGGAAGAUCUCGCCCGAAGGCAGGCUCUACUGCAGGAGGACGAUCGUGGUGCUGUGGUGAAAAUGAGCGAGCCGGUACAGGAAGAAAAGUCGAUCGUGCCGGAACACGAUCCGGUGGAGGAGAUGAUGUCGAUACCGUCCGAACGGGAGGAACCACAGGAAAGGCAAACGGUGUUGGUGUUGUCUUCUGUUCCUUCGCUGAGGGAGAUGUGUUACGAGCGGAUACAAUCGCUGGAGCUUUUCCAUCAGCCAGCUACGCUGAAGGAGCUGUGCGAGAGCGUUAUCCGAUUGAGCAAACACCUUUAUAUCAUCGAGGAGAUGAAAAGUGAACCGCCCCGGUUACAGGAUCUCUGCAAAGCCGUCCUCAGUGAGACGAACAUCUUCAUCGACGUAACGACGAACGAGGUGUGCAUCAUUGACGAUGAUGACGAUCAGGUCGGGAGUGACAGUUGUGAGAUCGUUCCUACCGAUACGACCACCCCAAACACGGGCCGUGUGUUUAUCGUCGAGGAAGAUCGUGGUUCGAUCGCGGAUCUCCUGCGUGAAAACAUUCAGCUGCAGGAGGAAGAUCUCGUCGUCGUACGGCAGGAUCUUGGCGAAGGGUGCGAAGAUCACGACAUCUUUAUGACUGAUCUUGCAGCCCAGCCGGAACCGAUGCUUGCGGCGGAAAGCGAAAGUGACAUCUUUAGUCGCGUCGAGCAAGAGAUCGAGAAGAUGAUGCACACGAGUUCGUCCGAGGAUGAGGCGGAGGUUUCCACGAAAGAGUCGGAGCUGUUUGCGUUUGCCGAGGACGUGGAGUGUGUACAGUACGAGGAGGUUGUGCCGGUGCAUGCGGAAGAGCAGAAUGUGAAGGAGGGUGUGCUUAAAGCACUGCGAGCAAAGUACACUACGCGACGCGUCGGACAGCGGAGACUUCAACAGCGGCUGGUGCGCAAGUAUGUCGUCUAUCAACGGUUCAUUGAAACCUGUUCUGGGGUCUUGCCACGGAGUUCGCUUCGAUGGCGGAAAGCGAUCGACACUCGAAGCGCAUCGGGUAGAGAGGUGUUGGAGUCUCAUCCGGUGCAGCAGGACGAGGAGAGUAAUUGUUCGAGCAGUUCGAAUAGCUCUGGUAGCAGCCGCUCGUCAAGCUCUUCUCGCACCAGUCACUCAUCGCGAUCUUCGUCCUCUAGCUCGUCCUCGUCUAGCAGCAGCAGUAGCAGUAGUAGUAGUAGUAGCAGUAGCAGCAGCAGCAGCGAGAUGGAGGAUGAGGAAGAAACGGUCAAGCUGGUAGCAGCGGUAGAACUAGUACCACCGGAAGAGCUCUCGAGUACCAGUGUAGCGGUAGAGGAGACAAACAAUAAUACCAUCGAGCUCACAGACUCGGCCAUCCCGCCAGAGCAGCAGAAGGACACGGCCACGAUAAAGCACGAAGAAUCUCAACCCGAGCAGACGAAGAUCGGCUCCGACCCUGGCCGAAGUCCAGUCCGGUGUGAUGAUAGUAGCGCCAGUAGCUGUAGUAGCAGGAAUGGGAAGCAGAGUCCCACCAGCGUCAGCAGUCCGUACAGUAGCAGUAAGGGCAGCAACAGCAGCAAAAGUCCACCCAGUUCCUUGGAGCAGCGGACUGCGACAAAGUUCACCUACACCACCGAACGACCACGCUCGGUCAUCGUUUCACCGCCGAUUGCCAAAAGGAAGAAAAAGCUUUCGUUCGAGGAAAGUCUGCUCAACAUCGAUCAAAUGUAUCGGAAACCGGCGAGCCCGGCAGCAACGGCCUGCACCACACCGCUGCCCCGUUCAGGCUCAAGUCCACAGUCCCGUCCGAAUGUGAUCGUGAACGUGAACAAUAAGCGUGAAGUUCCGCGCAAGCUGAUCAUACCGUCGUACAAGAUCUUCGACCAAACUUCGGAUGAAACGCACCCGCCUGUCAACGGACAUCACCGGAAGGCAUCGAUGGACGUGGACGCUGGGAUGCUGUUCGGGUUAGGCUCGAGCGACUUUGGCAAACCAAUUCAUAGGCGUCGAACGUCCAUCAGUACCGCACCAACGUACGCACGGUCGAACUCGUCGUCCGAUGCGGACCGACGGAUUCGUGGCUUGGAGCGUCGGAAAGCUGCACUGGUAAGACGGCGGAGUUGCUGCUGUUCCCCGUUGCGGUCACCACCGGACUCACCGCUACCGCUGACCGUGGGCACGAAGUCGUCAGUGAUGGGCCAGCUGGGCGGCACACCGGUGCCGUACGUGCGCCUGGAGCGAAACGAUUACGUGGAAAAGCUGGCAGAGAGCUAUCGUCGGCAGGCACAGCAACAACACCCAAGGUCGUCGUAGGUUCGUGCCAUGCAGAAAUCUACUAGCAGAAGCUUAGACCAGGUAAAACCGGCGAACCCUUUUCUAAUCCAUUCUUAGCUUUGGACGAACGAGAAACGCUCUCGGUUUUUAAUCGACAGUCGAUUAUGUACGCAUGAGUGGAUUGCUCUAGUUGAAUUUACUGAGCUGAGUGUUUUAAGAUUUUGGAAUUGCAUUCCUUUAAGCUUUAGAAGCAUUCAUUUUUAGCAAAAGUGGUAGCUGGGAAAACAUAGUUCACAUAAGCGCAUAAGCGAGUAAGUCACAAGCGUUGUUAGUCUUACGUUUAAGGGGUUUUACCAUUUUUUUUUUUCCUGCAAGUCUAUCGCUACCAACCGGCACCGUAACUUAAAUUGUGUGCGGGUUUUUUUUCCCCUCUUCGCUUCUGAUGGAAAAGAAAUCAUCACUACUGGCACGUACUUAAAACGACAAACAAACAGCCACGAAAAAGUAUGACGAUUAUAGUAAACGUUCAGUGUGCACUCGGUCAGUUUGCAAUGCAACAUUUUAUCACUUCACUUCAGUUUGUUGGGCAUGAUUGUUAACGCAUGGGGGUGCUAGCUAGUGUUGUAAGCAUAGUUUUAUUCGCACAACUGUAAGCAUUGUGUUGGACGGUCGUUAUGGCAAGCAAAGGCGGUUGCUAUAAUGGUGUAUGGAAGCAUUUUAUAGCAUGCUGCUGUUGUGUGCGAUUUAGCAAAGCUUCUACUGAAAGCUUGAAAGCUUCCGAGCUGGAAUGGGAAAAAGCAUGAUUUUUCACACACUAUAGGUAAAGUUGAGAUAAAUGGAAAUGUGAAAAAUAUUUUCAUUUUAAAUUUUGUUAUUUUAUUUUAAUUUUCUAGCAUUUUUUCUAUAAUUUUUUUAAAGCAAAUCGAAGGAUUUUAAAAAAAUAAUUUAAAAAACGUUUGGCAAAAGGGUUUCAUAAAUUUUAAUUUUUUUUUAUUGAUUUUAUGACAAAAUCGUGUGACUUAUUUCAAGCAAGUUUCACAAUUAAAUUGAAAUGCAUUCAAAUAUUGUUGCAUAACAUAUUUUUUAACGUAACGUUUUUUCUUUGCACGAACGCUACGAAUGAUGCAGCGAUGUUGUCAUUAUCAUUCAUCUAGUCAAAUGUUGUCGUUGCUGUUGCUGUUGCAUUCAUUGUUUGAUGGUUGAGGUUUGUUUUUAAACAGCGGACACAGUAAGGAAGAAAUGCGAUUUUAGCAGUUUAGGUACUCUCACUUUACCUAGGCAAUAAGUUUUAUGACAAGCAAAAAGAAAGAAAAAAAAUGAAACAACCACCCAACCGUACCCACCAUUUCGUUUUCUAAGCACGCGUGUUAAACACUCUAGUGUAAAUGUUACAUUUUGUCUGCGUGGGGCAUUUUGUGUGUGCGUGUGUUUAGUGUAUUAUUUACUUGCUAGGAGUACUGAUUUGGUAUGAUUUCUUAAAUAUCCCGCACUAGUAGCUGUAAGGCUUUGUGGUAUAGAAUAAUUUGGCUUUUGUUUUGCUUGUUUACUAGGUUAAGUGUAAAGCUGUUUCUUAGUUUGUUUUAAAACAAAAUAAAAACAAUAAUUGAAAAAUAAAGACAACGCCAGCAAAAGAUUUCGAGUGCACAGUGUGUGUGCACAUUAGUAAAUAAUAAAACAAAAUGCAGAACAUUGGUAAAACAUACAAGCAUUUGCGAGAGAGAGAGUGAGAGAGAGAGAAAACAACGCAAAAUGGAACCAAAAUGAAAGUGGGAAACAAUGGCAAGGUGUAAAGUAUAAUGAUUAAAACAAAAACACACAAAAAAACAAAUCAGUGCCUUCAGGUGACAGAAUACAAAAAGUGGCAGCCAAAGGACAUAUAUUAGUGAAAAAAAAGAAAAGGAACACACUAUACCUUUUAGCAAAACAUAAAAGACAAACACAGCAUACCAAAAGAAAAACGAAAAACAAAACAAAAACACAGAUAAUCACGAACCGUGAGGGGAACGUAUAACACGGUAAAGUAGGUUAUUGAAUUAUUGAAUGCAUAUUAUUUAAAAUAAACACGCAAAAGAAGAAAUCGUAUGAAAAGGAGUAGGGAAAAUGUUUUCGAGCAUAAAAACAUUUCAAAGUGCGAAAACCAUUUUACAACAGCAUUUGAUGAAGAACGAUUUAGAAGAGGAAAAACAGAGAUAAAACAGCAGCAAGAAGGAAUAGUAAGGGGGAAAUGUCUUUAAAUCCCAUAGCCUACUAUGUGAAGCUUAACGCGCUAGUAUGUAAUGGAGUAUUUUAGUAGAAAGAAAAAAGAUCUAUACAAAAAGGAUAAAAUCAAAGUAGCUAAUGAAGGAGACAAAACAAUAAACAUUCCUAUACAAAAUCACACACACACACACCACCAUUCCUUUUCGCUUUCUCUUAACAUUCCCUUUACUGUCCCAUCGUUUUGGGACUUGUGGUAGAAAAAAAAACAUAAAGCUUAUAUGGGUGUUGUUGUACGGAACCGUUUGCGUUUCUAUUGUUUGUUUUUUUUCUUGAAUACAUACUGUUCGAGCAAAAAAAAAGAAAAGCAAAACACGUGCGUGCGUGUUUCUCUCUGUGUGUGUGUGCGUGAGUGUCGGUGUAAAUUAUGUUUUGUGUUUGGGAACGAAAUAAAAUUGUAUUUAGUUGUUUUUGAUUGUUGAUUGAAAACGGAAACACUGAAAA